This is a messenger RNA of Pichia kudriavzevii, 1848 nucleotides long. RefSeq lists its product as uncharacterized. The coding region runs from base 1 to 1848 and encodes 615 amino acids. Gene Ontology annotation, biological process: cellular response to unfolded protein; protein refolding; vesicle-mediated transport. Lineage: Eukaryota; Fungi; Ascomycota; Pichiomycetes; Pichiales; Pichiaceae. Gene Ontology annotation, molecular function: ATP binding; misfolded protein binding; ATP-dependent protein folding chaperone. The transcript has a single exon. The record is from RefSeq and is a predicted model, not a curated record. Gene Ontology annotation, cellular component: cytoplasm; nucleus; plasma membrane.
AUGUCUGAAGGUACUUUCGCUGGUGCAAUUGGUAUUGAUUUAGGUACUACUUACUCAUGUGUUGCAGUUUACGACAACACUACUGGUGUUGAAAUUAUUGCUAACGAACAAGGUAACAGAGUUACCCCAUCUUUCGUUGCUUUCACCCCAGAAGAAAGAUUAAUUGGUGAUGCAGCAAAGAAUCAAGCUGCUUUGAACCCAACCAACACUGUUUUCGAUGCAAAGAGAUUAAUUGGUAGAGCUUUCUCUGAUGAAUCCGUUCAAAAGGAUAUCAAGACCUGGCCUUUCAAGGUUGUCGAUGACAACGGUAACCCAAAGAUUGAAGUUUCUUACUUGGGUGAAACUAAGACUUUCUCUCCACAAGAAAUUUCUUCCAUGGUUUUAACCAAAAUGAAGGAAAUUGCAGAAGCAAAGUUAGGUCAAGCUGUUGACAAGGCUGUUGUUACUGUUCCAGCUUAUUUCAAUGAUGCACAAAGACAAGCAACUAAGGAUGCAGGUUCUAUUGCAGGUUUAGACGUUCUAAGAAUUAUUAACGAACCAACUGCAGCAGCUAUUGCUUAUGGUUUAGGUGCAGGUAAGUCCGAACACGAAAAGCACAUUUUAAUUUUCGAUUUAGGUGGUGGUACUUUCGAUGUUUCCUUAUUACAUAUUGCAGGUGGUGUUUUCACUGUUAAGGCAACUUCCGGUGAUACUCACUUGGGUGGUCAAGAUUUCGAUACCAACUUAUUAGAACAUUUCAAGAAGGAAUUCCAAAAGAAGACCGGUUUAGAUAUUUCUGGUGAUGCUAGAGCUCUAAGAAGAUUAAGAACUGCUUGUGAAAGAGCAAAGAGAACUUUAUCUUCUGUUGCUCAAACCACCGUUGAAGUUGAUUCCUUAUUUGAAGGUGAAGAUUUCUCUGCUAACAUCACCAGAGCAAGAUUCGAAGACUUAAACUCUGCUUUAUUCAAGUCUACUUUAACUCCAGUUGAACAAGUCUUAAAGGAUGCUGGUUUAGACAAGUCCAAGGUUGACGAAGUUGUCUUGGUUGGUGGUUCCACCAGAAUUCCAAAGGUCCAAAAGAUGUUAUCAGACUUCUUCGAUGGUAAGCAAUUAGAAAAAUCUAUUAACCCUGAUGAAGCUGUUGCUUUCGGUGCUGCAGUCCAAGGUGCUAUCUUAACUGGUCAAUCCACUUCUGAUGAAACUAAGGACUUAUUAUUAUUAGAUGUUAUUCCAUUAUCCUUAGGUGUUGCUAUGCAAGGUAACGUUUUUGCUCCAGUUGUCCCAAGAAACACCACUGUUCCAACUAUCAAGAGAAGAACUUUCACUACUGUUGCAGACCACCAAACUACUGUCCAAUUCCCAGUUUACCAAGGUGAAAGAGUCAACUGUUCUGAAAACACCUUAUUAGGUGAAUUCGACUUAAAGGGUAUUCCUCCAAUGCCAGCUGGUGAACCAGUCUUGGAAGCUAUCUUUGAAAUUGAUGCUAAUGGUAUCUUAAAGGUCACUGCUGUUGAAAAGUCCACUGGUAAGACCGCUAACAUCACCAUCUCUAACUCUAUUGGUAGAUUAUCCUCUGAUGAUAUCCAAAAGAUGAUUGAUGAUGCUGACAAGUUCAAGAAGGCUGAUGAAGAAUUCUCCAAGAAGCACGAACAAAAGCAAAAGCUUGAAGCAUAUGUCACCUCUAUUGAAGGUACCGUUACUGACCCAGUCUUAUCUGCAAAGAUCAAGAAGGGUUCUAAGGCUAAGAUUGAAGCUGCAUUAUCUGACGCUUUAGCAGCAUUAGAAAUUGAAGAUUCUUCUGCUGAUGACUUAAGAAAGGCUGAAUUAGCAUUAAAGAGAGUUGUUACUAAGGCUAUGGCUACUCGUUAA